Diplodia corticola is the source of this 2175-nucleotide messenger RNA. RefSeq names its product glutaminase. The coding region runs from base 1 to 2175 and encodes 724 amino acids. The transcript has 3 exons. Lineage: Eukaryota; Fungi; Ascomycota; Dothideomycetes; Botryosphaeriales; Botryosphaeriaceae. The record is from RefSeq and is a predicted model, not a curated record.
AUGCUCUUCUUCGCGCAGCAGCUGCGGCUGCUCAUAGCCUCCUUUUUUGUGAUUGGCAGCUCUGCUCAAACUUUCAGCCCCAUCACCCCGCCGUCGUAUCCGUUGGCUGUCAAGAACCCGUACCUGUCAGGUGAGUACGCAAUCCCGGAGCAUGUGGAGGCGCUGGCUGGGGGCAUGGUGGGGAGUGUUGCACCCCGUCUGAGCCGUUGGCUGUUGCAGGACGUCGCGAUUAGCAGCCCAUGGCUCCCGGGAGACCAGGCAUCAGAUCUGCCAUCGGCGCAGCCAGAGUUCUGGUACGCCAACAAGCUGACAUGGGCCGUCAUCGCCCGCGUCGAUGGCACCGCCUACAACCUGUUCGGCGUGCCUGAGCCCGAGUCGGACUCGCAGUCUGCCACUGUCGUUGGUGGCAACUUCACUUCCACCCACACCUACUUCACCCUCACGGCCGGCGAUGCAACCAUCACCCUGGACUUCUUCUCCCCCGUGUCGCCCACCAACUACCGCCGUCAAUCCAUGCCGUUUUCGUACCUGACGGUCACGGCGAGCGGCAACGAUGGCGCCACACCGUCCGUCCAGAUCUACUCCGACAUCGACGACACGUGGACUGGCCAAUCGGAUUCCACCACCUUUACUCAGCAAACAUCUGGUGACACCACCGUAUACCAGAUCAGGAAUGACAACCAGGUUCCCUAUGGCGAGCUGAACGAGAUGGCCCGGUGGGGCUACUCGGUCUGGGGCGCCAGGGCCGACUCGCAUCAGACCGGCUCUCCCUCCACAGUCCGCGGCCAGUUCAUCAGCAACGGCACGCUGACUAACUCGACCGAGGCCUGGUCGGCUGGCGCUGUGGCCGGCCUCGCUUUUGACCUUGGCACCGUCAGCUCCGCCACGAGCGCCGUGUAUGCCAUCGGCUACAUCCGCGAGCUUGCCAUCAACUACAGAGGCGACCCUUGGACCCCCUACUACCGAGCCUACAACCCCAACUGGGCUGGUGCCAUCAACCACUUCCUCGAUGUCCACGACGACAGCGUCACCGAAUCCGAAUCCAUCGAUGCGCAGGUCCAGAGUGUUGGCGAGUCAUCUGGCGGGUCGAACUACACGGCGAUUCUGGAGCUCUCGGUACGACAGAUCUACGGCGGCAUCGACAUCGUCAUCGACAACUCGACUCUCGACACCAGUAAGCCAUGGGCUUUCAUAAAGGAGAUCAGCAGCAACGGAAACAUCCAGACCGUGGACAUUAUUUUCCCUACCUUCCCCUUCUUCUACAUGUUCAACCCGGCAUUCCUCAAACUCCUCCUCGACCCCAUCCUGACCUACAUUGAUACCGGCGCCUACCCUCAACCAUACCUCAUCCAUGAUUUGGGCACCCAUUACCCGAAUGCCACCGGGCAUGACGACGGUCUGGACGAGGCCAUGCCUGUCGAAGAAUGCGGGAAUCUCCAGGUCCUUGCUCUUGCAUACCAGAAGGGUACCGGCGACACCUCUUUCACGUCACAAUACGCGGAUCUCUUCAAGAAGUAUGCCGACUACCUCGCCGACAACGGUCUUUAUCCCGACAAUCAGCUCAGCACCAACGACGGCAUUGGUGCCUUCACCAACAUGACCAACCUCGGCGUCAAGGCAGCUGUCGGUCUGGCCGCCUACGGUGAGCUCACAUCGCAAUCCAACUACACGGACCUGGGCCGCUCCUUCGCCGACCAGAUCUACGGCACCAACUCGAGCGGCGAUGGGCUGGGCACUGAGAUCUCGGACUCGACCAACGCCCCGUUCUUCACCCUCACCUACCAGGAUCCGACGUACUUCAUGGUCUUCAACACUUACCCGGACAAGCUCUUCAACCUCUCCGUCUUCUCCGACGAGUCGUACACGGCACUGUCGGACUUCUACCCGACAGUGCGGCAGCCGGCGGGCAUUGCGCUCGAGGGCGCGAUCCAGUGGGCCAAGACGGACUGGCAGAUGUGGGUUGCGGCCAUCACCGAGGCGGACACGCAGACGGUGUUCGUCGACGAUCUGUACACAUACAUUUCGAACGGGAAGAACACGGCGCCGUUCGCGGAUCGCUACUACAGCGACGGCGACGACAUCGGUCUGGCCGGCGCGAACUUCCGGGCCAGGCCGACGCUCGGUGGGCACUUCGCCAUCGCUGCGCUCAAGCAGGGUGUGUUGGCGUCGUCAUAG